Molecule: messenger RNA, 887 nt
Organism: Mycena citricolor
Lineage: Eukaryota; Fungi; Basidiomycota; Agaricomycetes; Agaricales; Mycenaceae
Source: the annotation of a GenBank genome assembly
GCUGACUUCAUGUAUAUGGCUCCACCCUUCAUGGCUUACUUUGCGGCGACCUCCGGUAAUGCCUCUCUUCUCCAGGCCAGCUACGAGCAGUGCGGGCUGUAUCGUGAAGUUCUUCUGUUUGGCUCGAAUGCGACCACGUUUUCCCCGGUCAACUCAUCAGCGACAUCGGGUCGCUGGCAUCACAUUGUGGGACCUCAAUCUGCGGACCUAGGUCUCUGGAGCACCGGCAAUGGUUGGGCUGCAGCUGGAAUGACUCGGGUGCUCGUCACCGUCAUGCACGCGCCGAUAGCGAAUAGCACUGGAUGGGCACCCGCUGCUAUCAGCGACUUGACGGCCUGGAUCAAGGAGAUCAUCGACGGCGCACGUGCAUCGCCUUUGGACAAUGGUCUCCUGCGGAAUUAUCUGGACGAUACCGAUUCUGCUGUUGGAUUUGGCGAAACAUCUGGGAGUGCACUCUUGGCCUCUGUCGUCUACCGUAUGGUGAUACUCGCCCCUACCGAAUUUCCGGCAGCGAUCUACGUCCCUUGGGCUGACGCACUCCGUUCUGUCCUGGCCAAACACGUCUCUCGGGAUGGAAUAGCUGCCCCAGCGGUCAAUCCGUUGAGCUGGCUUGAUCCCACACCUUGGAUAACUGGGAGUCCUGAAGGUCAAAACUUCUUUGUUCUGCUGUAUGCUGCUUGGAGGGAUUGCAUCUUUUCUGGGCUGUGCAAGCACUGAACUGAUCUACGUGGACUGCUCCUUAUCACACCGAGGGAUUGCGAAUAACAGGGCUCAUAAAGAAUCAAUUAUAUUCUAUAUAUUAGGGCAUAAAAAAUUAAGGGAUCUGAUAUGUGACAUAUUGGGCACUCGGAUCAUACCCGGCACCCGAUAUCUGUGGUAUCAGGACG